Molecule: messenger RNA, 3698 nt
Organism: Hevea brasiliensis (rubber tree)
Lineage: Eukaryota; Viridiplantae; Streptophyta; Magnoliopsida; Malpighiales; Euphorbiaceae
Product: histidine kinase 5
Exons: 12
Coding region: 483-3545 (1020 amino acids)
Biological process (GO): protein autophosphorylation; phosphorelay signal transduction system
Molecular function (GO): histidine phosphotransfer kinase activity; phosphorelay sensor kinase activity
Source: RefSeq, a predicted model, not a curated record
CUCUUCUUUCCUCUGAUUGAUUGAAUAUAGCGUUUUUAACAAAGGAUGAGACUCUGAAUGUAACCUCAAAAACAAACGCAGAUAGAUUGAUAGAGAGAGAGAGAAAGGAGAAGGAGAAAGACACGAUUUUUUUAAAUAUCUUUGACCUCCAAAUUGCACAUGGCUUCCAGGACCUCUCUUCUCUCCACGUUUUUGUUUUUCCUUUAGCUCACAUGCUCUCCUCUCUCUCUCUCUCUUCCAGUGGCUAAAACUAUUGACUCAGCAGUUGAGCAGAUUCCUCAGAUUUACAGUGAAAAAGUUUAAUUUUUGGCCGUUAUUCUGCACAACCAAACCUUCAAUUUCUUUUCUGCAAAGACUUUCCUUCAUUCAAUCACCCAGGAUUAUAUUGUAUAUGAUAUAAGUGAAGGGUUUAAAUUUUUGUCGUGAAAUUGGUUCAGAUGCAUAGACUGCCGCAUUUUGCAUGGUUCUCGUAUAUGUUAUAGAUGCACAAAGUGGAUGUAAGCAAUUCCAAGUUUAGCAAGAUGGAAGAUGAUCAAAUUGAAGACAUGGAAAUUGAAGUAGUCCCUUCAAUGUGGCCUGAAGAUAUUGAUAGUGAAAAGCCAUAUAAUAUAGAAAAGCCAAGAGGGGAUCAAGAUAUGUUGGAGGAAGUUACGAUAGUUGAGGAGCCAAGUAUAGUUGAUUUCCACCGUCUUAUAGAGCUAACCAGUUACACUGACAGAGGCUCUUCUCAGCUAGCAUACCUCGUAAAACAUUGGGAAUAUAAGCAGGCAAAUGCUGUACGUCUUCUCAGAGAAGAGCUUGACAUUCUAAGCCAGCAAAGGCAGGAAGUUGAGCUAAAAAAAUUGGAGAUAUUGGAAAAUUUUCGGUUUGAGGAAGAAGGAUAUGGUGGUGAUAAACGUCCAAUAUCUAUAUUGGAUGAAGUUAUUGAUAUAUAUCAAGAUCUUCCUCGGAGGAAAAAAGAUGUCAUUGUUCAAAACGAUAGAGUAGAAAUAGAAGCAGAAUAUGAUACUGUUGCAUACUGGAAGCAGCGAGCCAUGCAUUUAGAGACAUUGUUGGAGGCCAGUAUCCAGAGGGAGCAAGCACUCAUUGAGAAGUUACAGGAAAGUGUAAGAAAUUUGGAAAGGCAAUCCUCACCAGUAGAAGAAUUAUCACAGAUUCUGAAAAGAGCAGACAAUUUCUUACAUUUUAUACUUCAAAAUGCGCCUGUUGUCAUGGGCCAUCAGGAUAAAGAGUUAAGAUAUCGCUUUAUCUACAAUCAUUUUCCACGUUUGCAAGAAGAGGACAUUUUGGGAAAGACAGAUAUGGAAAUUUUUUCUGGAGUAGGAGUUAAGGAAUCACAAGAUUUCAAGAGAGAAGUUCUUGAAAAAGGAUUGCCUGCAAAGAGGGAAAUUACAUUUGAGACUGAAUUAUUUGGGAAAAAGAUAUUUUUGAUUUACGUAGAACCAGUAUUUAGUAAGUCAGGGGAGACAAUUGGGAUCAAUUACAUGGGAAUGGAUGUAACCGACCAGGUGCGGAAAAGAGAAAAGAUGGCAAAGCUUAGAGAAGAGAUGGCGGUACAAAAGGCCAAAGAAACAGAACUGAAUAAAACGAUCCAUAUAACAGAGGAGACUAUGCGUGCAAAGCAAAUGCUAGCAACCAUGUCUCAUGAGAUAAGAUCUCCUCUUUCUGGGGUUGUUAGCAUGGCUGAGAUUCUGUCCGCCACAAAUCUUGACCGCGAGCAAAGACAGUUACUCAAUGUCAUGAUAUCUUCAGGGGAUUUGGUCCUUCAACUUAUAAAUGAUAUACUUGACCUUUCCAAGGUUGAGUCUGGUGUAAUGAAAUUGGAAGCCACAAAGUUCCAUCCCAGACAGGUAGUAAAGCAUGUACUCCAGACAGCUGCUGCAUCAUUGCAAAAAAUUCUGACCUUGGAAGGACACAUAGCAGAUGAUGUUCCUAUUGAGGUCAUUGGAGAUGUUCUAAGGAUUCGACAAAUCCUUACUAACUUGAUCAGCAAUGCAAUCAAAUUUACCCAUGAAGGGAAGGUAGGGAUAAACCUUUAUGUGGUACCGGAUCCAUGCUUUGGAAAAGCUGAAGGGAACCAUCAGAAGUCAUCUGCUGUUCAGUCAACCACAAAUGCAUCAAAAGAGGAGAAAUGCACAUCAGCAUCUCAAAUUAAUAAUGAUCAAAAUGGUUCCCACACUCCUCGCCAAAAUCAUGCACAUGAUGAUGAAACUAUAACUCCUGUUAGAACUGGAAACGCGGCGGAUGGAGAUAAGCAGGAGGAACCACAAUUACCAGAAACAGUAGUGUGGCUACGCUGUGAUGUUUAUGACACUGGAAUUGGAAUACCUGAAAGUGCAUUACCUACUCUAUUUAAAAAAUACAUGCAAGUCAGUGCAGAUCAUGCUCGAAAAUAUGGCGGGACAGGCCUGGGACUUGCAAUAUGCAAACAGCUGGUUGAGCUAAUGGGUGGCCGUCUCACUGUGUCUAGCCGAGUGAACUGUGGAUCUACUUUCACAUUUGUUUUAGCAUACAAGGUGUCACCAAUGUGUGAUUCUUCUGAUGAUGCUGAUGACCUAUCAGAUAUGACUGAUCAUGACGCUGCAACAGAGGAUGAAACUGCUGGCUACUUUUUGUUCCAACCACGUACUUUGGGCUCUCUAUUCUCUUCUAAUGGAUCCACCAGGACUCAAAAAUUAUUACCGCACAAUAUUGGUUAUGCUAAUUCUCAUAAACUGAAUGGACUCUCAGACAAUCCUUGCUCAUUUCUCUCUCAUAAUGUUAGAUCAAAAGAGACAGCAUCUGUUGAGGAUGCUUAUUCUACUAUUGAAGUCGCUGACACAUUAUCUGAACCUGAAAGUUCUUUUAGUCACAGCUCAGAACCUGCUAAUGAGAAUGUAGCUUGUAGAAGCAAACAGUGUCAAGAUUACACAAAUAGUCAAUUGCAAAAUCCUACUACAAAUUCCACUUCUCACACAGAAUCUCGUAGAGAAGUGGAUGCAAGGCCAAAAACAACUGAAUCCCAAGGAUCAAGUGAGGCACAGGAGAAAUUUGAAACAAGUUCUCAGUGCACAUCUGGCAGCAGUCCACAAGUUCCAACAACAAAAUUACGGCCUAAGAUUCUUCUUGUAGAAGACAACAAAAUUAAUGUAAUGGUGACUCGAUCAAUGAUGAAGCAAUUAGGCCAUACCAUAGAUGUUGUUAAUAAUGGAGUUGAAGCCGUGCAUGCAGUUCAAUGCAAUUGUUAUGAUCUCAUUUUAAUGGAUGUCUGCAUGCCAGUUAUGGAUGGCCUUCAAGCCACCAGACUGAUUCGUUCUUUCGAAGAAACUGGAAGUUGGGAUGCAGCAGUUAAGGCUGGGAUUGAAUUGUGUGCAACUUCCUCAAAUUCAUUACAAGAUACUCAAGGUUCUAUGCCUUCUAGAAAACGGACCCCUAUAAUUGCGAUGACUGCAAAUGCAUUGUCAGAGAGUGCAGAAGAAUGUUAUGCAAAUGGUAUGGACUCCUUUAUUUCAAAGCCUGUCACUUUUCAAAAACUAAAAGAGUGUUUUGAGCAAUAUUUUCCAUGAUACCCUCCUGUAAAUUUAUGCUUGUGUAUAUGAAUGACAGAGUGCUAGGAAAGUUUUGUAAUCUCUGUAUCAAGUUAUUUGCAGCCAUUAGCAUCUCAAUAGAAAUCAAGUUGUAUAAAUCCACCUUUAUAUAUAUAUUUUUUCUUUUUGGUC